Messenger RNA from Cheilinus undulatus (humphead wrasse), 3826 nucleotides. RefSeq names its product PH domain containing endocytic trafficking adaptor 1 (gene pheta1). Gene Ontology annotation, biological process: receptor recycling; endosome organization; retrograde transport, endosome to Golgi. The coding region runs from base 272 to 1165 and encodes 297 amino acids. Gene Ontology annotation, cellular component: recycling endosome; trans-Golgi network; early endosome. The transcript is spliced from 3 exons. Lineage: Eukaryota; Metazoa; Chordata; Actinopteri; Labriformes; Labridae. The record is from RefSeq and is a predicted model, not a curated record.
GUCUGACGUCACGAGACAUGGAAGAACUGAAGGCAAAAGGAAAGGAGGAAGAAAGAUAAAGCGACUAAAUAAACAACGGGGGAGUUACCCGCCUGGUAGGAGAGGUGUCCUUAUCGGAAGCCGUCGUUUGAAGACAAGGUGUAAAGAAGAUCGAAAGCAUGUUAAGUUAUUAGAUCCAGCUGUGAUGGAAGGAUAUGGUGGAUGCCAACUGGAAAGGAGAUAAUAACGAACUUAACAAAUCUACAGAGGAGAAAGAGAAAGGAAAAGGAAGAUGAAGCUCAAUGAACGCAGUGUGGCAUACUAUGCCACCUGUGACUCUCCACCAGACAAGACAGGCUUUUUGUUUAAAAAGGGUGAGCGCAACACAGCUUAUCACCGGCGUUGGUUUGUCCUAAAGGGCAACAUGCUCUUCUACUUUGAAGAGCGUGACAGCAAAGAGCCCAUAGGUGUCAUCGUCCUGGAAGGAUGUACAGUGGAGCUAUGUGAAUCUGCAGAAGAGUUUGCCUUCGCCAUUAAGUUUGACUGUGCCAAAGCGAGGGUGUACAAGAUGGCUGCUGAGAGCCAAGCAGCCAUGGAGUCCUGGGUCAAAGCGCUGUCAAGGGCCAGCUUUGACUACAUGAGGUUAGUGGUGAAGGAGCUGGAGAGGCAAUUGGAGGAGAUCCAAGAGGCUGCUGCAGCUGGUUCUGUUGGAGCAGGAGUUGGAGGACUGCAGGUCAGGCCAAAGACCCCCCGACGAAACCAGGUGGCAAGGUCCAGGUCAGGAGCAUCCUCGUCUUCAUCAUCUUUGUCUUCUGUAUCAUCGUCAUCAAGUGCCGCUGCCACAUCGGUCUCCUUCUCUGCUCAGAAGAGCCUCCAGGAUGAGGCACAGCUCAUCUCUGAGUGCUCAAAGGAGAAUGGGGUCACGUGGAGUAAACCACAAGCUGCCUUGGCAAACGGCUAUGUUGAUACAGCAUGUGUGGCCUGGGAUGCCUGUGGAGAUUCUGGGAAUAACACUGUGACUGGUUUCAAUGCUGAUGGGGUGAGGGCUCCACCAGUUCCUCCCAGGAGAAGAGGAGCUUCUCUGGAAAGCCCUGUUUCCCCCGGCACAAGCUGCUUCUCCAAACUCCAUGACUGGUAUGGAAAAGAAGUGGAAGAGCUGAGAGUUCAGUGGCUUCAGGGCCAGUAGACUCACAGAGAUGGAUCAUCUCUUUUCCCUCAGUUUUAUCAUUCCUUUGACAACUUGAAACGAUACAUUCUUUUAUAACCAAUCAUAUGAGACAAAUUAAAAUCAAGAUUGGUCCAGAUCUUGUCUGGCACAGGGGAAUCAAUCUGUCUCAAACAUUAGCACUCUUCACAAUCCUAGAAAUUUCUACAAUCCUAGAACCCAAAAGAAGUACAAAGCAGAAGUUAAUAUUUUCCACAAUUUUGCUGAAUGUAAUGUGCCAAGUACAAUAAUACUAAUAAAAAAAAGGUCUCUGUAGUCAAACCAUCAGUUUUAUGACAAGAAAGGUUUCAGGCCUUGAUUGGCCAUGUAGCAGGUAAUUUUUAUUGCUUUAUUGUUAAAUUGCCAGUACAAUAGUAAUAAUGUCUCUUCUCUUGUAGCUUUGAAAUAUACUGGUGCAAUUAUUUUGGGGUCCGGUUUGUUUUAGGUUGUUGGAACCUUGAUCUCAACUCAUGUUGUCUUAUGAGAAUACAUUCAACCUAGUGUGCUGAGAAAAAAGUGCUUUAAUCACCACAGUUGUCAUUUUAAUGUUGCAUGCAAGUGAAAUACAAAAGCCACAUAAAUUAUGAUCUAAAGAUAGAGCACAAAAAUUGAUAGGUUGCUAUAGUGACACAGUACCUACAGCCUACAAAGCCAAAUAGAAGAGAGAAUCUGCUGUAUGACCCAAGUUUUAUUCUCUUUAGGUAAAAAAUAACCACAACUGUUGAUUAUUUGACAUUAAAGUCAAGAAAUUAAGGUGAUAAAAUAAAAAGGAAACUGUUUUUAUAGUUUACAACAGUAUUAAAGUCUUAUUUUUAAUAAAGCAGUUAGAUGAUUGGAAAGCUUUUAAAUUAAAGCAAGAACCAGUAGUUUAAGUCUCAUGCAACUUCAGAUAUUCUUGAACUCAGAUUGCUUUAACACAUUGACCUGAAGAGAAAUAGGAGGUGAUACUCCAGGGAUGCCAUGUGUUGUAGAUGCGCAUCAGUCCAGAUUCUGUUCCACAUUCCCAGUGGGGCACAGCUCAGCCCAGAGGCCCAGUGGCUGCUGGAGUCAAAGCAGCCCCUCCACAGUCACUGGGGACUGUGGUGGGAGGUGGAUGCCCCGCUCAGAGCAACGCUCUGGUAUUUUUAGCUCUUGUUAGCCAUCAGCCAGAUGAUGCCGUGUCAUAAGAAUGCUUGUCACUUAACUUCUCUAUUGACUCUUGUAUUUUACAUUCUUGACCUUACAGGGCUUAAGUUGCUUUAAUUGGCUGUAUAAUUAAUUUUAUACUAUAUAAUAUAAUUGUCUUAAUAAUUGUCUUUAUUUGUUACUCUUUAAUUUUGUACUGCAGGAUUGUUUGAAUGUCAAUGACUGAGUAUAAUUAUAAAAGGAAUAUAUCAUGUGAACAUGUAACCUUUUGGUUUUUUGUAUAAAUUCUUACUAUUCCAUGUUGGAAAUUAACACCAGCAGUUUUCUAUAAUGAACCCUUUGACUGUAUUCCUAUAUCCAAUCAUGUCAUAGCUGUUUACACUUUUGUUCUGAGAUGCCUAAUGUUACCUUUAUAACACUUUAAUGCAAUUGAAACCGUUACCUUACAGUCAUUCUGCAAUGAUGAGAGGGUUUUUGACUUUGACUUUUUUUUGUUUCUGCUGUUUUCUUGCAAAAGCUCAUGUUGCAAUCACUUUUUGACAAUGGCUCUUUUCCUUCAGUCUGCAUCAAUGCACAGCACAAUGAUUACUGUUGUACACUUGGCUUGUGUGGAAAUGACACUGUGAGGAGGCGAACGGCAGUGUGGCUUACAGCAAGUUCACAGUGCUAUGCUUUUCACACAUAUUAUGAAAAAAUAUAAAUCUAGUGCCAAUAUUUUUUAUUCAUUCCAGAAGAACAUUACUGUAAUCAAGGAUGAUGUGUCUGUUUUUUGUUUUGCUAUAAUAUGAAAGGAAUUUGUGAAUGUGUUAAACAAGCAUAUAAUGAUAAUGGUGUCUAUGUUUAUGAAGGAGUGGCAAAUGAUGAAUGCAAACUAAAUGCAAACUAACUUGUCCCACAAAACAACUUCCACAAUUAUGGCAAGAAAAAAAAUACAAUAUUUCAGUACCUGAUAUGAGUAUUAUUUGAAAUAACCAUUAAUACUGAACACAUUUUUGUGAUACGGUACCAUAAGGAUGCAAACAGCUUAAUAAAAAAUGUUAAUAUGCCAUGAUCUGUUUUCUGUGUGGUGGCAGUUUUUUAGUGAUCACAGCAUCAUUUGGGUUCAAAUUAAGUCUGGUUUUCAUACAGUGAAGUACAACCUGUUCUAUGUAUUAGGACUUUUUCCUUUUCCAUUUUCCUUUUUGUAUGAAGUAUUGUAUGAUAAUUCCACUGAAUACAAACUGGCUUUUGAUAAAUCACACACAUUGGUUGCCAUUCAGCCACCAGGUGUCGCCAUGUCCCAGCUUUAUAGUUCAAUGUACAUUUUUAAACAGUCCAUAGGACUGUGGUCUUAAGGGCUACAACAUUGCUGUUAAAACUGCUGUUAGUGAUUUAUGGAGUGUAUAAUGCUGAGUUUUGUUGAAAUAGGAGGUUAAAGAAGUGUUAAUUCAACUACAUGAUCAUUUUGGAAUUUCAAAGUUUUACCAUGUUAAUAGCUUCCUGUAUCCUCAGAGAGGAAAAACUAGGCCAGUAAUUUAA